This is a messenger RNA of Scatophagus argus, 3851 nucleotides long. It is a transcript of the gene vegfaa, whose product is annotated as vascular endothelial growth factor Aa. Gene Ontology annotation, molecular function: vascular endothelial growth factor receptor 1 binding; heparin binding; chemoattractant activity. The transcript has 7 exons. The coding region runs from base 720 to 1289 and encodes 189 amino acids. Lineage: Eukaryota; Metazoa; Chordata; Actinopteri; Scatophagidae. The record is from RefSeq and is a predicted model, not a curated record. Gene Ontology annotation, biological process: positive regulation of angiogenesis; positive regulation of endothelial cell proliferation; vascular endothelial growth factor receptor signaling pathway. Gene Ontology annotation, cellular component: membrane.
CACCCCGCCAUUGGUUCCUCCCAGCCGACCCGCCUCUAGCAACAAGCCCGCUGGCCCCUGAUGCUACCUUUAAUAAGGCAGGAACUAAACUAGCCGCCAGAAGAGAGACGGAAGACGAAAAAGGUUGACAAGCUGCUGUCAGUGCUCUCCCAAUAGCGAAGCCGAGCAAAGCGCAGGGGCGGACACUGUAUUGGAAACGCAAGAAGAAAGCUUAAGGAUCAGUUUUACCGGUUUUAACAGUGCUUGUUGUAUCCGUCCACACACACACACCGUCAUGCUUUGGGAUCAAUGAGCGUACAGAGAGACACCAGUGCGUAAAGUUGCCGAGUCGAUUCGCACGUCUCCAUCUUCCACUGUGAGCGUUAUUACUGUGGUUUUCGGUGGAUCGUUCCGUUCCCGAGGUCCCGGACCCACCACACUGUCUUUGUCUGUGGAUGAGCGGGGCUUGCUAAAUGGUAAGAUUUGCAGCGGAGUGCUGCUGGGAGACACUGGAGGAGUCACUGUGAACGUGCCACAUGCGUGUGGGAGAUAUGGAUUUGCUUUUGCCAUAGCGAAAAUUUCCCACGUUUUUUUUUUUUUUUUUUUUGGAAAUUUGAAAUCUAAUUUAUUUUUCAUUUUCUGACUGUGCGUUUUGUUUCUUUUUUUUUGGAUAUUGUUAGAUUUUUUUGACCCAUCAACGACCGCAGAGAUUUCAAGACUCAUCGUGCGGAAUUACAACCAUGAACUUUGUUGUCAGUUUUGUAAAAAUCCUUGUGGUAGCGGUUCUUCACCUGUCCAUCGUAAAGACAGCCAGCAUCAACAAGGGAGUGGAGAAGAGCACAAAUGAGGUUAUCCUUCUCACAGAAGUCAUCACCAAGAGCAUGUGUCAGCCGAGGGAGGUGCUGGUGGACAUCUAUCAGGAGUAUCCGGAGGACACCGAGCACACCUAUGUCCCUUCCUGUGUGGUUCUCAAUCGCUGUGGAGGCUGCUGCUCUGAUGAAGCGAUGGAGUGUGUACCCACGGAAACCCGCAACAUAACAUUGCAGGUAAUGCGCUUCAGACAAAUGAUAACACAACAUACUAUUCAUCUAAGUUUCACAGAGCAUACAAAAUGUGUUUGUAGACCAAAGCCAGAUGUUCACACAAAAAAACAAUACCACUGUGCGCCUUGCUCAGAGAGAAGAAAGCGCUUGUUUGUGCAGGACCUUCUCACCUGUAAAUGUUCCUGCAAAUUCACACAAUUAGACUGCAAGUCCAGACAACUUGAGUUAAACGAAAGAACUUGCAGAUGUGACAAACCAAGGAGAUGAGACCAGCAACACUGUUAUGAAGGAAUUCUUUCUUGGCACAGCACUUUGAAACCUAAGGAUGCAUUCCCUGCAAGGACACGAAAUGACAACGCAAGACAGGACAUUUUGGAUGCAGGUCUUGCCACUGUCUGUUUUCUGCCUAAAGAUAUUAAUAUAUUUGUACAUAUACUAUUAUAAGUACAUCAACAAUAUGUAUUGCUGCUACGUAUAAAGACACUAUUUAAAGCUGAACGAAUGCGCCACUGGCGUGUGAAUCUUGUUUCAAUGGCGUCCUGCUUAUGGGUAGCGUUAGUAGGAGAAAACUUUUAUUUUAUGUGACACUUCACUGGAUGCUGGUCUGCUGUGCGUAUGACAUAAUUUCUUAGUUAAAAAAAAAAAAAUCUGGUGACCACAGCUUCAUUAAGAGGUUCAAGCCGAACUUGCGUCCAAGCUCUGACAGAGUCCGAGGGGGGACAGAGGGAGGACAAGAAGGCGGAGGAACACCUGUUGUACUUGAACUGAAAUGCAAAUCCACAAACUGUUUCCCUCUGUGACAUGAUGUGAAGUUUUGUCUCCACUGUACGGGCUGACUCCAGUUAGUGUGUGAAUACGCCUAAAAGUCAGAGUUUCCUGAAGCGACUGUGGACACGUAAAGUGGUGACGGAUAAUGUGAAGAUGACUUCCUCUCCUUAUGGAAGGGUUAUGUGAUGAUGAACUGGACUAAAGGUUAGCUAAUGGGGAAAUUUUGGCAAGUAACAGGAUGUUAGAAUUUGGUGAGGGUUAGGCCUGUCAGAGGUUUCCAUCAGGGUUAAGGCAACAAGCCACUACCUGGUUCUAGUCCUGCAUUGUUCAUGUAACCCUCCCCUGGUGGGAAAUUUGAUUUGUCUUUCUUUUUGUGCACAAAGUUUAUUUACAUUUUGAAGUAUUGUAUUCCUUUCACAAAAUGUCUUGAGACCAGGCUGUCUAAAGGGAUACUGUAGGUAUAUACAGAGACAAAAAGUAAAUAGAUGAGCUGAUCAAGAUCAAAUCAGCACCUCACAUUAGAAAUCCGCAACCUUCCUUAUUUCCAUUUAAUGGCUUUGUGUGUUUUCCAAAGAAAUAGUCAGGCAUCCAGAACAGAGAUGUUUAUAAUAAACAAUCUGUAUAUACUUACUAGAUAUCCCUUUGUCUAGUACACUACAUUUAUUUAUAGAAUAUGUUCAGUAUUCUGAAUUAUGAUAUUUAUAUGCAGUGUUAUGGUUAUUUUUGUUUGUACUGCUCAAUUGUUUUCAAUCCCUUUUGAUGUGGGAAAAAGGACUGAAAAACAAAACUUUGACAUUCCUGAUUUAGACUAAAGCUGUGUUUCUCACCAGCCGGAGGGGGAUCAUGGUGGGCCUACUGACCGAUAGAAACCCCAGUCACUAACAUGUGCGUGCAUGACGUGCCAACACAGGUGUUUUUAAUUUUUAACUGGGGGUGAUGGACAUGUGGUUUUGCACUUGUGGGCCCGAAGACACGUCAUUCGGAGGACUGGAGUCUUAUUGCUGCUGCUUAGCUUGGACCUAAUUUAGUGAAGACUGUCCGGUCAGACUGAGGCAUCUAGUCUAGGGGUGGUAAACUGGUAGAGUGUUUUCUUUGACUUAAACUCGGGUGUUAACAUAACAUCCUCGCUCUCUAUUCAAUGCCUUUGAGAUUAUAACACGUGGACAGGAAUUAGUCAUUCAAGCAAAAUUUAAGUAAUUUUAGUGUUCCUUAGGAGAACCAAAAUAAUCCUAGAAAAUACUGUAAACACAUGCCAAAAGUAACACUGUAUUAAUAGCUAAAACCUUAAAUGCAAUAUAUUUAUACUUCUCGUUUUUUUUAUUGUUAUAAAUCAAAGCGUUACACUGUCCUUUAUUUAUUCCACAUAGCAGUAUCUGUGCACUCAGAAGGCAAAGUUGGCCAAUGAGUAAAAGUAGGAGUGCUAUAAUAAAAAUGCCCAUUGUAUACUGUAUGUCACAGUGAGUGUGAGGAGCACAAAGACAACUGAAUUAAUUACUUAUGGGCAUAUGUACACAAACACACAACUCCCUGACAGGAUCAGCCACAACAACCUGUAACUUCAGUUCUUACUGUAGUGACAUUGACACUUCAGAAAAUGAAUGACUAAUUUGUGUGCACAAGUUAUUGACUCAAAUGUGUGAAUUAAUUAAUUCUUCUACCUGCAAGGCUCUGAACAAUAACUGGCAUUUUUUUCUCAUAAUGAUAUCUGAGUUCUGGUUAGAACCAGUUGUACCAGUGCUGUUCAUAUGAACUGAACUUCUGUGUUGCCACCCUCCUAGAGGCCUGAGACUGUGUUCACUGAGAGUGGCUGCUGGUUCAGCACCUGCAAUUCCCCAGUCCUCUGAUAAUGACAACAUUCUAUUUGUAUUUAAAUGACCGACUGUUCUUGAGUUUGUACAGCCACGCAUUUUUAGUAUAUUUUCACAUUAAUAUAUUUAUUGGUGCUGUAAAAUGUUUAACAAUAUUAAUACUCAUUUUGUUGCUUUUAGUGUAACUAUUAAAACAUAUUUAUUUUGAAAAUACAUAGAUUUUUCUUAUUAAAUGUUAACUUGUUUGAAAGCA